CCGACAUGCUUGACGACUGAGCGUCUACACAAGGACACUGUCAGCCCCGAGAGUAUCUCCGCUGUCAGGCUAGACGAGCCAGGCAGUGUACACCAUACACGAGCACUUAGCCGAACGCAAUGCAUUGGAAGAAUGAUGUUCAGUGAAACUGCUCGUGGACUCCGGAGUGGGUGCCCAGAGCAGAGCAAGUAAGGUAUUCAUUUGUGACGGAUUGACACGCGUGAGACGACGAACGUGGAUGUUGGUUGAGGUGCAGGUGUCGUCGUCUAUUAGCAAGCCCACAUCCUGUGUUUGGGAUUUCCACAGCGGACCUGUGACAGACAGUAGUCAGUAAGAUCGCUGUGAUAAUGCCAUUGAGAUAAACUCAAAUAAGUAGUGUAGCUUCUAGAUGUGGACUUUCUCGUGUUGCUUCGUCGGAUUUUUCAACACGUCUGCUGUUAUCAACUGCUGAAACGCAGCCAUGGGUAUGUGAACAAUUGAAAAUCACGAUACUUAUUUUGCGGGUUCAAAUGAUAACAGGUGUAUAAUGUUUCAGAAGAACCAGGAACUGUUUUCAAACAUUACGGAUGUUCCGAGACAUGUGUGGACUUUAUUACGCACCUGACAAUCAGACAGUCAACCACCCUCUCCGCGAAGGACGUUCAGGAGAAAGGUACAGUUCAAAUGCUGACAUCAUCAAAGAAUUUUGUUUUACAUUGUUUCAAAACGACAAAAUCAUCCCAAAAUAGUGAACGAGUCAUACCCCAAGCCGCUUGUUACCAAAUACACUUCUGUGGCAUUCCAUAACGUUAGAGUAGAGUGUUGUCGCCGUGUCACAGCUGUAAUUAUUAAGGUUGUUCGGCAGCCUGGCAUCAAAGGAGGUUGUGGCUUCUCGGACUGAUGGAACUAUUCCUGUGACAGUGCCUGGAUUAUCAACAGAAGUGAUCAGAGAGGUGAUGAAUUAACGCCAGGGUGCGUUACUGUUGUUUCCGAGGAGGAUGGCGUUUUGACGCUUUAUCAGAUCUAUCACCUUUCCUUGACAAGAGCUGGGAAUAGCAUCUACUCACUGUUAUAAAUGGGCGGUCGGAAGGAAGACACAGCAAAAUGAAGGAAAAACGACGCCCUCUGUCUAUUAUAGAGGAAUUCGAAAACAAGGACGAUAUUUUAUCUGCCCCAGACACCCGGAAGUUCUCUGUACCUAAAAUUGUGAUUACGUCAGAGAAUGGCGAGCUCACGUCAGAUCUCGCGCAACUGAAGAAGACUGCCACGAGACUUAACCUAAGCACGCGUAGGGAGAGUUACAUCGCAUGGCGAGCGGAACAUAUCGACAAACAGCACAAAGUCCCUAAACCAGUGUUGAAGGUUGACCACGACGAGCGACUCACUGCAGAGCGUAAGAAAAAGAUUGAUGAUGCUUUGGAGUGGCUACGCAAUGAGCUUCAAGAGAUGCGAUCCCAGGAUCAGCAAAUCGCACGACGACUGUUGUCUCUCCGCCACGACAUCCAUCAACUGAAGCUGCAAAGAAGCUGCGCGGAGCAUCAGGAGCUGCUGGAGGAUGCGCAGUCAGAACUAGAAGAGCUUGAGGAGCUGCCAGAUGUCCUUGACCUUCCUUCCUGUCUCAACAACAACCCCUAUAAACAUCUGGGAGUCACGAGGAUGAACCUCAGUACAAGACGUUUCUCUACUUGCUAAAUAUUAUUUGUGUAUAUAAAAUACUGUGAUGAAAGGGUUUCUAUGUUGGAAUCCUCAUUUGCAUCGUUACUUCCAGGUGCAAUCUGUAUAGUCUGUGAUGCUACUUGGUCCUUUGGAAGGUGCUUUGGAAGCUGUAACCAGUGUGUGUUCUUGACGGCAAUGUUUGGUACAGUUCUCUCUCAGGACGUCUUAAUGGACCUGUGUUCUAAGUGGAUUCUGGGACAGUCUCUGGUUUUGUGGGAUCUGAGCAGACUGUUCUCUCACCAGGAAGAAGCCUUGGACAUAUUGUUCUAUGGGCAGGACGCCUUGGAUAGUUUGUGUUCGUGACAAUACGCCUUGGUCAGAAUGUGUUCUUCACUGGAAGCCUUAAAAUAAUCUCUGGUUUUGACAUGAAACCUUGGACAAUCUGUGUCCUUGGCAAGGGCAGACUACGACGAUGAAUGCCAGCUAAGGCAACUGUGUCACCCACAGGUACGACCGCCACGCCCCCUAUAGAGGUCCCCAGCCGCAUGGAUGAAGCAAUGUUGUAAAUUGAGCAGAUUACACUGGCUCCUAGGUGUUGCGAAGUUUUAACCUACAUUCCACCUGUGAUCCUACCUUGGGAGAAGCGGGGUUAACCUCUGACAUUCGUGUAGUCGGACGUGAUGAUAUGUUUCCAUCAUGACAGGAGAACCU
Molecule: messenger RNA, 2346 nt
Organism: Haliotis rubra (blacklip abalone)
Lineage: Eukaryota; Metazoa; Mollusca; Gastropoda; Lepetellida; Haliotidae
Product: protein FAM167A-like
Exons: 3
Coding region: 1084-1671 (195 amino acids)
Source: RefSeq, a predicted model, not a curated record